GCAGAGCGCUUGCCCCCAGCGAAAUAGUCUGGGACCCUGCCGUGGUAGCUCCUCACCAUUUUGUUGCACAUCCUAGCCAUGCAGGAGGGCUUGUCCAUAUCGCCCAGCAUACCGGAGAGGGAAGCAUCGGUGGUACAAUGAUGCAAGACAUGAACGACAAAGCUGUUAGCAUCAGGUUACAUGCAAAUGAACCCGGCAAUGGGCAGAGGUCUGGCCCCUGUGUUUGUGAAAGCAAAUGACGGAUCAAACUGGUUUCUCCAGCAUCAUUAUCCAGCGCCCCAAAUGCCCAUGGCGCCCCAUCCUUACCCAGGGGUGCAGUACGUCACAUUCCAACCCCCUAUGUCGACUAUGGGUCACCUGAACCCCCUCCAGCCGCAGCAUAUACAAGUCAAACCAGGGGACGUGUUGGACCCCCACAGCGUUGGACGAACGGUCACUAUGUCAGAGGUGAACCAACUUCUUCCACCGAUCGAACCGAGAAAUAUUCUGAUUCCGAAACGACGCAGUGGGCAAGGAAAUUCCGUUGGUUUUUCCCGGGUGAGCAAUGCUACCAACUGUGAAAGGUCGUUAAGAGGGAGCAACGUCGGUACGCGGAGACGAAGUCAGUCGUUUGAAAGCAACGAGAGUUCAUUAGCAGGUAAUGGGUUCCAAAUCCCGUUGAAAAAAUCCAGCCAUUCAGCAAUGCCAGUUAUUGAGGCGACAGUUGAACGCAUGGAAGGCGUUGGAUGCAGAAUUCCUGACCCGAUACAACAACGUAGUGUGACUGAUAUAUUGGAAUAUUAUUUCUCCGACGAUUGCUUGUCCAGAAAUGGUUAUUUAUUGAAACAGAUUUCACAAAACGAAGAAGGAUACGUAAGCAUCAAAAGAAUUGCCGCCCUCAAACGGAUGAAAUCUUUAACACGAGAUAUCCGCACGGUGGUGUAUUGUGCUCGCUUGUCAGAAAAGCUGGAGUUGAGCGAAGACACCAUGAUGAUCCGUCGUAAGCAACCCUUACCAAGUAGCUUGGAACCGCCCCGCCUUAUAAGAACAGUGAUCGCUAUUAACUUACCACUCCCAAUACCUACUGUAGAGUCUGUAACCUCACUGUUUUCUAUAUAUGGCGAUCUUGCCCAGGUUCGGGUCUUGAAACCGGGAAAGACGUUGCCACCGUAUUUGAGGGACUACACCGCGUGGGUGCCUGACCUCGGCAAAGAAUAUUGUGGUCUUAUUGAAUUCGAAACGCAAGAAGAAGCGCAAGGUGCUUGUAGAGAGAUAAAUAUGAAGAAUCGAGAUUUCAACAGCUUACGUGUAGCACUACUGAAGCCAGGGGCAAGGCUUCGUCGAACUUUGUAUAGAAAAUAUAAGGGAGAAGGCGACAACGAACCUGGACAGCUUGAUACUGAGACCAACCCCCUCCCAAAAGUUUGCGAGGGCAUGCAGAACCUACCCAUGUUCUCAAGCAAAUGCUACAAACCCGACACUGUGGGAUCUGCUAUACAAUCACUUCAAAGUCGAGAUUACGACGCUAGUAUAUCGGGCUCAGGCUCUGAUUCAGAUUGCCCACCGGCCGGCCAGCAAAUGUUGGCGAAUCGUCCAAAGUAUUCGGUUUCAGAUAGCGGGUACAGUCAUUCCAGCGGAGACGAGAGGAUUCGCCAUAUUGAUAGCAUUAAAUCAAGCUAUAAUCGCAAUACGAAACGUAGCACCAGAUCUUUGACCACAGAUUGCCCGGAGUCUGAUAGUAGUGACGCCUCCAGUGAUGUAAGAAGGCAAAGAAGGGGCUCGCCUUCGUUCAGCCGAAUUCCAGUCGGAAUCAUCCGAUACCCAGUCGGCCCCAGAGACAAUUGUACCAAAGGUUUCACUCGUGGAUUUAGAAAAUCUUUAGCGUGACCAGCUACUUUUCAACUGUGUGCCUUAUAUACCAUUUCCACUAUCCUAUUAUUGCUUUUUUUGUUUAAAAAAAUUGUUUAAUCAUAAGUUUCCAUUUUGUGCUCGAAACACUAUGAGAAAAGAUUCUGAAGAGUCGCUGCUGCCAAUCAUACAGUUACUUGUUAUAAUGCAUUUCGUGUUUCUUUAAACUUAUCCUUUUACUUUUGAAUUGUGUGGAUGCUCAUGUCACGAGCCAUAGGCCGACGACAGCGGCCAGAAAUAUAAGCAGCAAAAGCAAAU
Ciona intestinalis (vase tunicate) is the source of this 2145-nucleotide messenger RNA. Lineage: Eukaryota; Metazoa; Chordata; Ascidiacea; Phlebobranchia; Cionidae. The record is from RefSeq and is a predicted model, not a curated record.